AUGUCUCUCAAGGUUGUCGUCCUCGCCUGCGCGGCUGUCGUUGCUCUGUGCGACAAGGCACCAGUCCACGACCCCCACCCACCCGUCUACACCCCUAGACCUGCUUAUCAUGCCCCAGCACCUUACCACGCCCCCGAACCCGCCUACCACGCCCAUGCACACUACGAGCCCGAAUACCCCGAUGUGCCCCCGAAGUACAACUACAACUACGGCGUCGCCGACGGUUACUCCGGCGCCAACUUCGCCGCCUCGGAGUCCCGUGAAGGCUACAAGACCGAAGGCGGCUACUCCUACCCCGAGUACAAGCCCACCUACAAGCCUGCUCCCCACGCCUAUGCUCACCCAACCCCCGCCUAUGCCUAA
Messenger RNA from Penaeus indicus, 363 nucleotides. RefSeq lists its product as uncharacterized. Lineage: Eukaryota; Metazoa; Arthropoda; Malacostraca; Decapoda; Penaeidae. The transcript is spliced from 4 exons. The record is from RefSeq and is a predicted model, not a curated record. Bases 1 to 363 code for a protein of 120 amino acids.